UGUAGUACGAAUCCAGUCAGGGUUGGAACCAUGGCGGUGACCAAGGAGCUCUUACAGAUGGACCUGUACGCGCUGCUAGGCAUUGAGGAGAAGGCGGCAGACAAAGAGGUGAAGAAGGCAUAUAGGCAGAAGGCCCUCUCCUGCCACCCAGACAAAAAUCCGGAUAAUCCCAGGGCAGCUGAACUCUUCCACCAGCUUUCUCAGGCCUUGGAGGUGCUGACCGAUGCUGCAGCCAGGGCUGCUUAUGACAAGGUCAGGAAAGCCAAGAAGCAGGCAGCGGAGAGGACCCAGAAACUUGAUGAAAGAAGGAAGAGAGUGAAGCUUGACCUAGAGGCUCGGGAGCAGCAGGCCCAGGCCCAGGGGAGUGAGGAGGAGGAGGACAGCAGGAGCACCAGGACACUAGAGCAAGAGAUCGAACGCCUACGAGAAGAAGGUUCCCGGCAACUACAGGAACAGCAGAGGCUGAUCCGGGAGCAGAUACGCCAGGAACGUGACCAGAGGUUGAGAGGAAAGGCAGAAAAUACUGAUGACAAAGGAACCCCCAAACUAAAGCUAAAAUGGAAGUGCAAGAAGGUGGAUGAGUCAAGAGGUGGCUACUCCAAAGAUGUUCUCCUGCGGCUUUUGCAAAAGUAUGGUGAGGUUCUCAACCUCGUGCUUUCCAGUAAGAAGGCGGGCAUGGCUGUGGUGGAGUUUGCGACUGUCAAGGCUGCGGAGCUGGCUUUCCAGAAUGAAGUUGGCCUGGCCAGUAACCCUCUGAAGAUUUCCUGGUUGGAGGGACAGCCCCAGGGCACGGCGGGCCCCAGCUACCCAGGCCUGUCAAAGAGGAGCCUUUCAACUCGGCACCUCUAACAAGAGAAGCGAAGAGGGAGGCCACUGAUUCGGGUUGUGGAAGCGGUGUGUGUAGAAGCCUCCCUCUACCCCCUGCCACUCUUGGAGAGCCCCAGGGGCCAGUACCACGUGGCCCAGCUGAGUGCUGCUGGGCUCUUGCUUCAAGCCUUCUGGCCAGGCCACAGG
Molecule: messenger RNA, 1014 nt
Organism: Propithecus coquereli (Coquerel's sifaka)
Lineage: Eukaryota; Metazoa; Chordata; Mammalia; Primates; Indriidae
Gene: DNAJC17
Product: DnaJ (Hsp40) homolog, subfamily C, member 17
Exons: 11
Coding region: 31-849 (272 amino acids)
Biological process (GO): spliceosomal complex disassembly
Cellular component (GO): spliceosomal complex
Molecular function (GO): RNA binding
Source: RefSeq, a predicted model, not a curated record